UUAAGGGAUCGUGCACAAACAUCGCGCUGCUCCUGCUGCUGAGACGCUGCGGUGACAAACACAGAUUGAUAGCUGGGAUCUUGGCGUGUCACCGCGUGUGUUUUCUGCUCCAGCACGUCGGAGAUGCCUCACUGAGGGCUGCUUUUAAAGGACCUGUUUUGAAGAAUCCAAUCCAGUGUUCCAGUUUGAUGAGAAAGACUGCAUUUUAUGUCUAGCAGAGGAAACAGCCAAAUCAUUCGGAUGACAAUGAUGACUUGUGGGCAUCGCAGUUCUUUGAAACAUCUCUGGAGAUGGAGUGAGAAGAUACAAUAACACACAGGGUGGAAGGAAGAGACGUACAGAAACCUGGAGGAAUCCUCCAACAGAUGGCUGAUGGUGGAGGCGUUGACUCAAGGAUAUGCUUUCAGUCUGGGGAUGGAACAAGAAGAAGAUGUUUUUGAUCAGGGGAGCACCAUGAGAUGUGGGUAAACCCUAUAAUGUGUUUUUAGGUGAGAAACAACUCGGACUAAGCCACAUUCUGAGACACCACCAGAAAAACUAAUACUACAAUGGCUGGUGAAUUUGAAGACUGACACAAAGAGCAGCUUCAGAUGAACUAGGACUCCCCUACAUGUCCAGUACAGGGUGCAUACACAGAGUAUACCCGACCCGCCCUGUGGAUUUCUCUUUGUUUCACGUGGAUUUAUUGCUGACAAACAAAAUGGACUCAGUUCUUCAAAAGUUGUCUGUCUAAUGAUAAUGCCAUCAGCCUGAGACGCUGUGGAGAAAUGUCUGACAUUAAGAUGCAAAUACCUGUUGGAAGAGGAUGCGUCAGAGACAGUUUUACAAAAACUGCAACUAUCAACUGCAGACAAAAAGUCCCUGCCUGUUAUUUCUUCAUCCUUCCCUUCAUACUCCUUUUCUCCCUGGUUACGCCCGCUCUGUCCAUUCAUAUGGAGGCCAUAGAGAGCCACAGUGAGUUUAGCUGUGAGCCCAUCAGACUGAGAAUGUGCCAGGAUCUGCCUUACAACACCACCUUUAUGCCCAAUCUCCUGAAUCACUACGACCAGCAAACAGCCGCGCUAGCCAUGGAGCCUUUUCAUCCGAUGGUAAACCUGGUGUGCAGCGCUGAUCUGAGGAUGUUCCUAUGUGCCCUGUAUGCCCCGGUGUGCACUAACUAUGGCCGGAUGUCCAUGCCAUGUCAAUCUCUCUGUCAGCGGGCCAAGGAUGAGUGCCAUAAACUCAUGGAGAUAUUUGGAGUAGCCUGGCCAGAUGACAUGGAGUGCAGCAGGUUCCCAGAUUGUGAUGAACCCUAUCCUCGUCAAGAGGACCUGCAAACCAGCUCUGAACCCACUGAUGACUCAUCCAUGACCGUUCAGAGAGAUUAUGGUUUCUGGUGCCCCCGAGAGCUGAAGGUUGACCCAGACCUCGGUUACACUUUCAUGGGCAGGAAAGACUGUUCUGCUCCGUGCCCCUCCAUGUUCUUUAAUCAGCAGGAGCUUACCUUCACUCGAUACUUUAUCGGAGUCGUCUCCAUUGUGUGUCUGUCGGCAACACUCUUCACCUUCCUGACGUUCCUCAUUGAUGUUACAAGGUUCAGAUACCCUGAGCGACCAAUCAUCUUCUACGCAGUGUGUUAUGUCAUGGUGUCACUAGUGUUUUUCCUGGGCUUCCUGUUGGAAGACAGGAUUGCUUGCAACGCAGUCAGCCCUGCGCAGUUCAGGGCUUCAACCAUAACACAGGGAUCACACAACAAGGCAUGCACCCUGUUCUUCAUGGUCCUGUACUUCUUCACCAUGGCCGGCAGUGUGUGGUGGGUCAUUCUGACAAUCACUUGGUUCUUGGCCGCAGUGCCUAAAUGGGGCAGCGAGGCCAUUGAGAAGAAAGCCCUCCUCUUCCAUGCCGUUGCCUGGGGCCUCCCAGGAGCCCUGACUGUCACCCUGUUGGCCCUGAACAAAAUUGAGGGAGAUGGGAUCAGUGGAGUGUGUUUCAUAGGGCUGUAUGACAUAGACACCCUGAGGUGGUUUGUUCUGGCACCGCUCUGCCUCAAUGUGGCGGUUGGCGUCUCCCUGCUUUUAGUGGGCAUUGUUGCUUUGAACCGUGUGCGUAUGGAGAUCCCGCUGGAGAAGGAAAACCAGACCAAACUAGUGAAGUUCAUGAUCCGAAUGGGAGUGUUCUCUGUGCUCUACCUGGUCCCCUUGUUGACUGUGAUCGGGUGCUACAUGUAUGAACACACCUACCGGAGCAUUUGGGAGACGACAUGGAUGGAGGAGAACUGCAGGCGCUACCACAUCCCCUGUCCAUACAAGGUUGAGCAGACUGGCAGGCCACUCAUGGUUUUGUUUCUGAUCAAAUACCUGAUGAUGUUGGUGGUGGGGAUUCCCUCUGUCUUCUGGGUGGGCAGUAAGAAGACCUGUUUUGAAUGGGCCAGCUUUCUGCAUGGACGCAGACGCAAAGACAGUGGGGUGAAUGAGUCUCGCCAAGUGCUGCAAGAGCAACCAGACUUUGCCCAGUCUCUGCUGCGUGAACCCAACACUCCGAUCAUUAGAAAGUCCAGAGGGACAUCCACUCAGGGCACCUCCACCCAUGCCUCCUCCACCCACUUGGCUGUUGUAGAUGACCUUGACGAGCCGGUCAGGACUCACCAAGGACACCCCGCCUCUACCAGGAGUAAGGCCAGCAGCGUCCACAGCAAGGCCAGCUACCACGGCAGCCUGCGACGUUCCCGAGACGACAGGAGCGACACUAUGGCUUACCGAGGUACGGAGGAGCGCAGUUUCCAUGGCAGCAUGCCACGUCUGGACCACCCGCUCUCCACACACAGCAGCCUCCAUCAGAUAGACGACCACUCAAGGCACAGCAGCCAGCGAGACGUGUCUGAAGCUCCGCCUACCCUCAUCACCCACGGAACCACAGCAAGCGACAGCCGAGUCGCUGAGAACGACGGCACAAGCGCCUGAGAGGUGUCACAAACUCCACGUGAAAGUCUUCGUAGGGACGCUGCCUUUUAAAGGAAGGUUUGCCCUCAGCACAUACACAGCUUUCUGUUUAGUGUGUGUUUGCUGUUCUGAAAAAAGGAGAAUGUACCAGCGAGGGCUGCGGUGGGGAUUUUUGGUGUUGGUUCCUUACUGGUCAUUUGUGAGCAGUGCGGCUACAUGCUGACACUGUUCAGUUCAGUCAGUGAAGUCAACUGAUCCCUUGCAGAUUCAGUUAAGUUUCACUGUAACCUGGACAAGUUUGUUUACUUCAUUGUUGCAAUUUAAAUGGGGGUUUACUCCUGAUUGCUCGACUCAGACAGAUUGAGACAACAUGAAUACAUCCACCAUGUCCGACUUUUGGUGACAUCACUUCAAGACAUUAAUCAGGGAAAGAUGAGGAAAUCUAGAACUAGCACUGGACAAGAAAAAGACACUGACAAAAUGCCGAAAGAGAGGUUUGUGUAUUUUAGAUUGAACCUGUUUCCUGCAGGUCUGCUCCGUUUUAUUUAUUAGAGCAAGUGCAGGCUGGACAGCAGUUUGGUCUUGAGUGUUGCGUCAUCCAAAUGAUGAUGGUAGUUUUUUUCCAAAUGGACCUACAUGAAUAUUGUUGAAUAUGUGAACACUGCCGAGUACUGUCUUUGUAACAAUCUUACUUGUUUCAGUCUCAACCAUAGACUUGUUUAUUUCCAACCUUUGUUUGUUCUGGACUGCAGCUCUUAAUGAUGUUUAUCUUUGCGUGGCAUCGGAGACUGACAAAUACGGGCCUAGUGUGAAAUUGUAGACCUCUGUGGUUUAGUGAAAUAUUUUUAUACUGUGAAUAUUGUCUGUCUGCUGCUGAAAGCUUCAUUGUGCGCGUGUGUGUGUAUGUGUGAGAGAGAAAGUGGAAAUGGAAACAUCAGAGGUGACGAUAUGUUCUAAACUUUAAUCCCUCCCUUGAGCUGAAGGAGGGAGCUGAAAGAUGAAAACUCACGUAACCCGAAUGUAAAAGGUUUGUCUGAGAGAAAGUGAUUUAAUACGGACACGGUGAUGUGAAAUGGUCUGGAAUAAUUUCUGUGCACUUACUUGCAUGCAUAGACAUUAAUUCCAGCUCAACUGAAAAUAGUUUUAGCACUGACCCUUCUGCACAGAGACUUUAGCUCGGCAAAGAAAGACGAGGCAGCUUUAGAAACCAACAAGGUAACAGUUUACUCAGCCGCUGUAUGUUCAAAGUUUUUUGCAAGAAAAUCUUAAGAUUAAACAGAAUAGUCAGGUCAAAGUCUAAAAUUUGCCUCACAGCUUUAAAAUCUGUAUAACAUAUAUCAAUAUCACGCUCUGUUCACAUUUGGAAUAAGAGAACUGAUAAAUAUCAAAUGACAACAAGAGUAUUGUAACAAAAUCAGGUAUCCAUCACUGCAUUCAAACCUCAUGGCUGCAUAGUAGUUUCAAAAUGGAAACGGUGCUUCUGCUCUGACAUUGUCACAUUUCUUUGGGAGAGGAAAUGCUUUUUUCUUGUGUGGUAUUCACCCAUGUACUUAUACUGCUAUUGUACAGGCUCAGUGAUCAUGUGUGUUUGUGUUCUUCAGACUUGGAACGCAAAUUCUCCGACAGAGGUGCAAACAUUUGGCAGGAGGGCUGAACGAUUUGAGGAAAAUGUAUAAAGGAGAAUUGAUUUGCGAUAUAAUUUUUUCAAUUCAGUAUUUAACUAUAAUACCAGGAGGAUGGCAUGAAUUUUUACACUGAGUCAGAUACCCAUCAUGACAUAUAUCCUAAUCUGCAGCCUUUAGGAUUAACUAAUUGAAUUGUUCAAUCAAAUAUUGUUGAAUUAUUCUUUCCUAAUUAGUGCUUGAACUGUAUAGAAAAAACAUUCAGCCAUUGUGUUUUUUAUGUUUCCUGACAUUUAUUUUACGCUUUUUAAGUGAAUCUUGCAAGAAGUGUGUAUUGUAAAUGUUUUUCUAAACUUUGUGUUUCGUUCUACAAUCCCUCAAAGCCCAGUUAACCUACCUCGCCUGUAACCUCAGCCUUCUCUGUACCUGCGCACACAUUACUGGGUGCUUUUUGGAAAGUUACAAAAAAAAGGCAUAAAGUCCAUCCAUGCAAUCACUUCAGUAUAAAUAUCGGUGCUUAUUUCUGAAGAAUCUCAACUAGUUUGUAGUUUAACAGUAAAAUAUCUGUAGCUGGCUGUCUGUCGUCCCACAGUUGGCUUUGUAUUUUUCCAGUCUACCUCCCCUCGGUUCAAGCUAACUCUGCCUUCCACUGCUGCCUCUCUCCUCUUGUCUGUUGUUAUUUGUCUCCACUUUAGUUUCCCAUGACCUUCUGUCAACUUGUCUGCCUGCAUAUCUGUUGUACAUACUGUAGAUUUUCUGUACUGUGUCAUGACUAAUCUGCCUCAUAUCUGCCUUCUGCCUCUCCUCCUGUUCAUGUGCCCACGCUAAUAUUUUUUUGGACCUACAGCAACUGUCUGUACUCUUGCAAGUCGUGACUGCUUACAAACGUUAACCGUUGUGCUUUUUACCUCUGAAUUGGACUUAACAAAGAGACAUUCUGUGGUAGAUGCUAUAUCGUUAAACUCAAUACAAUGAAAGAGGAACUGUCUCCUUUUUCAGCUGUUAGAUAUCUCAUUCUUGUGAGAUCAUCAAUAUUAGUCCGUCACAGUGAGACAUGACAAGAGCUCUCCUUGCUUCUUUGAAGUCAUAUUGUGAUGCUGUUUCAAAGUCAACGACAGUAGCUUGAAAGUAUGACACAUUUUCAAUGAUGGUUCAAAAAGCGUAAUAAUAUUGUGAAUUUUGAAACUUGACUUGUAUUUGCCUUUUAAUUUAUUUGCAGUUUGAAGCUGUACUUCUUGUACCUGCAGUCUAAUAAAUUUUUUUAUAGACUUCA
Amphiprion ocellaris (clown anemonefish) is the source of this 5813-nucleotide messenger RNA. It is a transcript of the gene fzd3b, whose product is annotated as frizzled class receptor 3b. Bases 768 to 2939 code for a protein of 723 amino acids. Gene Ontology annotation, cellular component: plasma membrane. The record is from RefSeq and is a predicted model, not a curated record. NCBI's taxonomy places the organism in Eukaryota, Metazoa, Chordata, Actinopteri, Pomacentridae. Gene Ontology annotation, molecular function: Wnt receptor activity; Wnt-protein binding. Gene Ontology annotation, biological process: non-canonical Wnt signaling pathway; canonical Wnt signaling pathway. The transcript is spliced from 11 exons.